AGCCCAUUCAUGAAGAUGAAGUCAUCAGACUUCUCAAACAUUAUUGAAGUAGCCAUAGAGCGGUCUAAAGUUGUCGUAUUAUUCGUCGAGGAGACCUUUUCCACGGAAGACAUAAGUAUUAAAGAUAAAAUCGGCUCCCCCUUCUACCAUUUAGAUCAAGAGUUGAGGGAGAAAAAAGCUACCUACCUCCCAUCUGUGAGCCAAGCGUUUAAGACGCUAAAAAGUCAUCUGCAGCCAUUAGCGAGUUAUGUGUUUUAUUUGAGCGAUUCGAGUUCCAAACUGCGGAUUUACGAUAAAAACUUGAGGCACUUUUAUAUCUAUUUUAAAGAUGGUGCGAACGAGACGCGGUCGUCCGCGUUGAGGCGUCACGAUUUGCUUAUGCAGGAAGUAUAUUUGGUCGUUCGUCAGAUCGCUGCCGGCCCAGUGGUGGCGUUUUAUACUGGCAAAGUUAACCCGGUUGUUGUGGAAACAUUGAAGUUGGUGCCCACCAAAACGGAGAAUGUUAGGCCCCAUCCAGGAGUCACGAUUUUUAGCAGCGGAGCACUUUUUAAAUUUAUUGGUGUCUACGCGUCGAUAGGCUUACGUCGAUCCAUGUUCAGCCAAAUUCCUGUAGUCGCAGAGGAGUCUUGGGACGAGCGUGGACUUACAACUCGAAUGACCUACACAGACUUCGAACUGGAAUUCUCUUUUGGAUUCAAAGAAGACCGUUGGACUAUUGACAACGUGGCUCUACUGGAGUGGGGCGAGGAGGUGGGUCGCACGGAAGUACGCGUGGGCGCGCCGUGGAACUGGUCGUAUGUUUGCAGCGAACCGCUCGUGCUGGUCAACAUGAGGGACGGCAGUGCGGUCACGAUCACGCACUACCAAAUCCAGCCCUUCAAUUUCAAGGAAUAUAUCAUCGGCCGCCGCAGCAACAGCACAGAUCGCACCCGGUGUUUUGGCCCCGCUGUCAACUGCGGGCCGUACUUCAAUGCCCACAUUCUCGCUGGGCUAAUGGUGACGUUCUUCUGUACAGUCAUACUGACGUAUGGAGUUGUCUCCCUUUACAAUAUAAAUGCGAACAGCAUAUAUGACGAUGCGCAGGGUAAGCCGCUAGUGAUCGUCGCAGAAGGGGGGCGCUAG
Molecule: messenger RNA, 1122 nt
Organism: Pararge aegeria (speckled wood butterfly)
Lineage: Eukaryota; Metazoa; Arthropoda; Insecta; Lepidoptera; Nymphalidae
Exons: 4
Coding region: 10-1122 (370 amino acids)
Cellular component (GO): proton-transporting V-type ATPase complex
Source: RefSeq, a predicted model, not a curated record